Molecule: messenger RNA, 1676 nt
Organism: Jaculus jaculus (lesser Egyptian jerboa)
Lineage: Eukaryota; Metazoa; Chordata; Mammalia; Rodentia; Dipodidae
Gene: Dhrs13
Product: dehydrogenase/reductase 13
Exons: 5
Coding region: 1-1125 (374 amino acids)
Source: RefSeq, a predicted model, not a curated record
AUGGAAGCGCUGCUGCUGGGCGCCGGGCUGCUCCUGGGCGCCUACGUGCUCGUCUACUACAACCUGGUGAAGGCCCCGCCGUGCGGAGGCCUCGGCAGCCUGCGGGGUCGCACGGCCGUGGUGACCGGCGCCAACAGCGGCAUCGGCAAGAUGACGGCGCUGGAGCUGGCGCGCCGCGGAGCGCGCGUGGUGCUGGCCUGCCGCAGCCGGGAGCGCGGGGAGGCGGCCGCCUUCGACCUCCGGCAGGAGAGUGGGAACAAUGAGGUCAUCUUCAUGGCCUUGGACUUGGCCAGUCUGGCUUCAGUUCGGGCCUUUGCCACUGCCUUCCUGAGCUCGGAGCCACGCCUGGACAUCCUCAUCCACAAUGCUGGGAUCAGUUCUUGUGGCCGGACGCGUGAGACCUUUAACCUGCUGCUGCGGGUGAACCAUGUUGGUCCAUUCCUGCUAACACACUUGUUGCUGCCCCGCCUGAGAAUGUGCGCUCCCAGCCGAGUGGUGGUGGUGUCCUCAGCUGCCCACCGCCGUGGGCGCCUGGACUUCACAAGACUGAACCGCCCAGUGGUGGGCUGGCGACAAGAGCUGCGGGCAUAUGCUGACAGUAAGCUGGCCAACGUACUAUUUGCCCGGGAGCUUGCCACCCAGCUUGAGGGCACUGGUGUUACCUGCUACGCGGCCCACCCAGGACCUGUGAACUCAGAGCUGUUCCUGCGCCACCUUCCUGGAUGGCUACAACCUGUUUUGCGCCCACUAGCUUGGCUGGUGCUCCGGGCACCCCAAGGGGGUGCCCAGACACCCCUGUACUGUGCUCUGCAGGAGGGCCUCGAGCCCCUCAGUGGGAGGUACUUUGCCAACUGCCAUGUGGAGGAGGUACUUCCAGCCGCCAGAGAUGACCGGGUAGCUCAUCGGCUAUGGGAAGCCAGUAAAAGGCUGGCAGGGCUUGUCCCUGUGGAGGGUGAUGACCCUGAUGAAGAUCCCCACCCUGAGGAUCCAGAGACCCUGCCUUCUCCAAGUGCUCCCAGUCCCGAGGAGCCCACAGUUUCUGGACCUUCCCUGGGCCCUCGGAGCUCACCAGACUUGACUAAAUUGACCCAGAGAAUUCAGAUGAAAGCUGAGUCUGCACCCUAACCCCAAGGCUGGGUUGUUCAUAGAUCUCCAAGGUGCCCUCCCCAAAACCUCAGCUGUGUGCCAGGCUACCCCCUGGACAGCUGUUUCCCUGGUGGAAAGAAAGAAUGGAUAGCUGCAUCUUCCUGAAAGGGUCAUUAACUCUAGAUUCAGAGGUAAUAGGAGAAACACUGUACUUCUCUGGAAUUUGAAUUUCAGGAUUUCCAGGCCCUAGCUGAAAGGGGAUAGGGCCAGGGAAUGUGAUUGAUGCACUGCCAACGUUGAGCAUUACUAAACUGAGCCCUUUACAAAACCCAUGUAACUAGGUAGUUCAAUUUCCCCCAUUUUACAGUGGUAGGAUUAGGGAAGAACUAGUAACUGAUUUUUGAACCCAGGAACCUGAUGUCCAACCUCAGUGCUGUAAAGUGGCUGCCGGGGAGGUGGGGCGGUGCAGAGCACUGCUAAAGAUGUCCACGAGGGCGCCGUGGGGAGGGAGGGCGUCUUCCCGGGUGCUGCAGGGCUGUGCCCCGCGAUCCGGAGCCCCGUGUAAUAAAGCGAGCCGACUGCCAGCGCUA